This is a messenger RNA of Olea europaea var. sylvestris, 1415 nucleotides long. RefSeq lists its product as uncharacterized. The transcript has 8 exons. Bases 125 to 1192 code for a protein of 355 amino acids. Lineage: Eukaryota; Viridiplantae; Streptophyta; Magnoliopsida; Lamiales; Oleaceae. Gene Ontology annotation, molecular function: heme binding. The record is from RefSeq and is a predicted model, not a curated record.
AGACACAAGUCAACGGUCGUCGUUCCUCUUGGGCGGCUCCAAUUUUCCUUCUAGUGUCCAAAUACCAAACUUCUGGUUUUUCUACCUGGUUUACUCUUUGAAAACGUUGCCGUUUGCACCUAUUAUGUCGCUUCUACUUCAUCUUCAGCUCUUCACAUUCUGUCUCGCCCUCAGCCAACUGCGAUUCGUAGCUUCUCACCAAGAAUCAGGUGACUGGCACUGCGAACCUGAUGCCGAGGCCCGAAUUGUGGCCGAAUUUAGGCCCGGAUUUGUCACUCUUGAUGGACAUGCUGAUGAUUGGGCUGAUAUAGAUGGUUUCGAUUUUCCACUCCGCCCAGCUCUCGAUCCGGAUGAAGAUAAGGAGUACAAAGCUGGAAAAAUGACCGUUAAGGCUUUGCAUGAUGGAAAGGAUGUUUACUUCAUGUUGCAAGUAGAUGGAGAUUAUGUGUACUCAAAAGGAGAUAACUAUAAAUGCCCAUCAGUAGCCCUGAUGUUCCAAGUUGGUGAGAAUGCUUCAUAUCAUGAUAUGGGUGGGUGUAAAGAAUUACCUGGUAAAUGCAACAACAAGACAUGCCGUGGACAUGAAGUUGACAUCAUGCAUUUCUCCAUUGGAAAUUCUAUCCCAGGAAGACUGUAUGGCGGAAACAAUGCUGACAGGAUUGGUUUGGUUGAUAUAUUUGCUUGGAAUCCACACUGUAGGAACGUUGACGGCAUUGGUUCAGCAGGUAAUGAAUCUACAGCUAUGAAUGACUGGAAAGGUGCAUGGUGGCAUAGCAGUUUCACCACCCAUUCAGGUUAUGUUGAGGAAGAUAAUCCUUAUGCAUCAUCUGGUCAGAAGGGUACAUACUACUUUGAAUUCACUAGGUCUAUGAGAACCAUGGAUCGUCAUCAGCAGGAUGUACAAUUUACAAUAGGUCAAUCGAGCAAAUUUUCAGCUGCCUUCUGGUAUCCUAUUGAUGGAAAUCCAUGGCAUGGUUCGGGGCAUUAUACCGUGAGCUGUGAUUGGGUACCAUUGGACGUAACUCCUGGUUCCUCUACACACGUCAAAGUAGCAUCUGGGAGCUCUUGGGAUGCUGCCGCUGGUUUUGCUUUCCUAAUAUCCGUCGUUGCCUUCUGUGUAUCCAUUUUUGUUGGGUAUCGGGUUUCUAAAACAAAAAGAGCUAUACCUUUUACCCCUAUUGAUCAUCUUUAACUGGUUUUCUACAUUUUUGAGUUUGCCCUCCCUCUCCUACAUUUUUGGUUUUCUACAUUUUUGAGUUUGACAUGGAUUUAGUUGUGAGUUCCACACUUGCAGUUUUGCUGUUGUUGGAGAGAAACGUCAAAUUACAUACUUCCUCUUGACUUUGUUUUAUUUGAACAGAUAAUAUAUCAUAUUAGAGAUUUAUUUUGUUCUGCAGUGAUGCUUCCCAUUUGAA